This is a messenger RNA of Phlebotomus papatasi, 2433 nucleotides long. RefSeq names its product prolyl 4-hydroxylase subunit alpha-1-like. Gene Ontology annotation, molecular function: procollagen-proline 4-dioxygenase activity; L-ascorbic acid binding; protein binding. The coding region runs from base 418 to 2076 and encodes 552 amino acids. Lineage: Eukaryota; Metazoa; Arthropoda; Insecta; Diptera; Psychodidae. Gene Ontology annotation, biological process: peptidyl-proline hydroxylation to 4-hydroxy-L-proline. The record is from RefSeq and is a predicted model, not a curated record. The transcript has 9 exons. Gene Ontology annotation, cellular component: endoplasmic reticulum.
AGAGUCUGCGUAGGGUAAAUAGAGUCUGUACACUCUAUUCAUUCAAUCAAGCGACUCGUCGAGAGUGCAAGGAAUUCAUUUCGGAAGAAGAUUUUUGUGUUAAGAAAACAGGAAAUUUAAUUGAAAUAUUCCCAUUUUUCUCCCUUCAAGCAAUAAAAAUUUUGCAGCAGAAACUGCAGAAUAUCAAUAGUGAGUGGUGAUGGUGAAAAAUUCUGCAAGUUCAAAGGCGGAAAAGUGAUAAUUGAACGUUAUGAAAUGACCAGCACCAAGUGAUUGGAAUGAGGAGGAGAAUUUUCAAGUGAAUCUUCUGUGAUAAAGCAAAAGUGUGUGAAUUUAUUUUUAAAAUCAACAUCCAAUAGGAAUCUCCAAGCUCAAUAAUCCUGGAUACGUGAAUAACUCAGCAUAUCAAUUGUUACAAUGAUGGUCUCACAGUUCACGAAAUCUCUUCGCGGCACCAUUAUCGUCUUCUUGGUGCUGCUGAUAAAUGUCGCCCGUCCGGAAGUCUUUACAGCCCUUGUGGAGAUGGAAGAACUGCUGGAGACGGAAGCUGUUCUCAUAACGAACUUGGAGGAAUACAUUAGGGCCCAGGAGGAGAAGUUGCAGUUCCUGAAAAAGAAAGCAGCAGAAUACCAAAGUGAGCACAACGAAGCGGCUGCAGAUAUUGCCGGAUAUCUCACUAAUCCGAUAAAUGCAUUUCUGCUCACCAAGAGACUCACGACUGACUGGAAGGAGGUUGAGAAUGUGAUGCUAUUUGAUGUAGGAUCAAUCUACCUAGAGAAUGUGACAAACUACAGGAAUGUCCUCAAGUUCCCAACAGAUGAGGAUCUCAAUGGAGCAGCUGUAGCCCUCAUGAGACUUCAGGAUACUUACAAAUUGGACACGGCCAGUGUAGCUCGUGGAGAACUGAAUGGGAUUCAGUAUGCAACGGAAAUGUCCGUUGGUGAUUGCUUUGAACUAGGUCGUCAAUCCUACAUCAAUGGAGACUUCUAUCACACGGUCCUGUGGAUGCGGGAAGCCAUGGAUCGUCUGCUGAGGAGUGAAAACGGCACAACGACCACAAAGGCUGACAUUUUGGAGUACUUGGCCUUCUCCACGUACAAACAAGGUAACGUUGACUCAGCCCUCACUAUGACGAAUGAAUUGCUGGAGCUGAAACCAGACCACGAGAGGGCAAUUGGCAAUAAGCAGUACUAUGAGAAGGAGCUGGCAUUGCAGAAAAUGGAUCGCAAACUUCGUGGUGAUGAUGGUUCUAAAGAUCUCGACAUGGAUUUUGAGCAAGUUCGCAGUGUAAGUGAUCCGUCGAAAUUUGAUCUUCCGGAGAGGCGGCUCUAUGAAAUGCUCUGCCGGGGUGAUAUUAAACCAUCACCUUUGGAAUUGGCACCAUUGAGGUGUCGCUAUGCAACGAAUAACAGUCCUUUCCUGAAAAUUGCUCCACUGAAAUUGGAGGAAGCCAGUCUGACGCCCUACAUCGUCAUUUACCAUGAUGUCAUGUCUGAUGAGGAAAUUGAAGUUGUGAAGAAGCUGUCUAAACCGAGGUUUCGCCGAGCUACAGUUCAAAAUCAAAAGACAGGUGAAUUGGAGAUUGCUCACUAUCGGAUUAGCAAAUCAGCGUGGCUUAAAGACGAGGAUCAUGAAUUUGUGAAGCGCAUUGGGCGAAGAGUUGCUGACAUGAGCGGAUUGAGUGUGGAGACAGCCGAAGAGCUGCAGGUCGUAAAUUAUGGCAUUGGGGGUCACUAUGAGCCACACUUUGACUUUGCUCGGAAGGAAGAGACAAACGCAUUUAAGAGCCUGGGUACGGGAAAUCGCAUUGCAACAGUAUUAUUUUAUAUGAGCGAUGUCUCCCAAGGAGGGGCAACGGUUUUCCCAUCAAUUAGGACAGCUCUGUGGCCCAAGAAGGGAACUGCGGCCUUCUGGUUUAAUCUCUUUACAUCUGGCGAAGGUGAUUACCAGACCCGUCAUGCUGCUUGUCCUGUUUUGGCGGGAACUAAGUGGGUGUGUAACAAAUGGCUCCAUGAGAGAGGACAGGAAUUCCUCCGACCCUGCAAACUCCAACCAGAUCAUCCACCGAUGUGUUAAAUGUUCCAACACCCCCACAUCGCCAAUUCUAUUUUUGACUGGUUUUAGGAUGAAGUGUAAAUAUCCUUUUAGAAGAUGUGUGGAAAAAAAAUAGGCGCGAAAUCUAAUAAUAGGAGAGAAUGAACAGUGACUCGCUAAAUCAAUUUUACCAAAAAGUUUAGUCAUAUGAAUCUAUUUUAUCCAGUCUUUCCUGUACCAGAGGAAAUUCCUCGAAAUUCGAAUUAGCGUCAAAAUCGGACUAACUUUUGCAAUUUCUGCGUGAAAAUUGGGCGAUUUCAUAAAUUAUAUAUCUUCUCGAACAAUGUCUAAAUGUACAAAAAAAAGUGUUUUCUUUUGUAAUAAAACAAAUUUGCUGAA